Messenger RNA from Elaeis guineensis (African oil palm), 676 nucleotides. Lineage: Eukaryota; Viridiplantae; Streptophyta; Magnoliopsida; Arecales; Arecaceae. The record is from RefSeq and is a predicted model, not a curated record.
UGGAGUUGAACCCAGGUAAGCGCCACACCAUCUCCCCAGGCGCAGGCGAUAAUUUCUCCUCCCCAGGCGCGGGCGAGAGAGAGAUCGCCGCAGCGGUUAAACCUCUUUCCCACUCGGAUCUCUUCGGCGAUGGAGGGCGAGAGCGGGCGGUGCGUGCGAGUUCUCUGCCCUAAGAAGACGCUCCUCGGCUUCUCCUCUUCCUCCAAGGAGUCUCCGGGUAUUCGAUGGCUGAUCGGAUCCCCUCUCUUCCUUCCUCCCCUCACCGUUGUCUCUGCCUUCCAGUGCCUCCACGGCGAUCCCUUCUUACCGGACUUCUCCAGAGAAGCAGAUGAUAUUCGCAUACUAUUGUUGAGAGGAUUCGAUAUUAUAGGAGCAUUGUUCAUUGGCCAUGGAUCUUUGAAGGAAAAUGCUAUUAGGGCGGUGGAGGCCUCUUGUAGAUUGAGAAAGUCCCUUCAUAAUGAUGAAGUAAGUUUCGAUAUGAUCGGAGCAGCUGCUGAUUUGCCCAUUGGUGACAUUCACUUUUUGGUCUCUGAUUCUGCAAGACCGAUAAAUAUGGAAGCUAGCACUGUUAUCUAUGAAGAUAAUCCUGAUAAAUAUCUGUGGGAGAAAGGCUGUCUACUUAGAUGUGAGUUGGCAUUCAAGUUGCCUGCCUAUUUUCCUGUAAAUAAAACUCCUG